AUGAGCGUGAGUGUCGCGCCCUCUGCCUGCCUGCGCUCUUCUCACCGCUCCUGGGCCCCUCAUCUCCCUCGCCGUUCCCUGCGCACUUCUCCCGCGCGAGCGCUCAACUUGCCGCCCACCUCGGCCAACGGCAGCAAUGGCACCGACGCCAAGUUUCCACCGCCCUCCUUUCCCGCCGCCUUUGGCGAGAACCAGCUCGUGCCGCUGCCCUCUUCCGUCGUCGAGCGUCUCAAGCUGCUGCACGACUCCUUCCGUGCGCCGCUGCGCUUCGCCUUCGCAUAUGGCUCCGGCGUCUUUGCGCAGCAUGCGGGGCCCGAGCACUCGCGCCGGCCUGAAGGACCAAAGGGCAAGAUGGUCGACAUUGUCAUGGCCGUGGCGCACCCGGAACAUUGGCAUGCCGUCAAUAUGGCCCAGCAUCCGAGCCAUUAUAGUAGAGUGGCACGCCUGUUGGGCAGCGGCAUGAUGGCGAGAGUGCAGAAAAUGGGCGCGGGGCUUUGGUACAAUCCGUAUGUCAAGGUGGGAGAUGAGCUCGUCAAGUACGGCGUCAUUUCGGUGGACGAUCUCUGCACGGACCUGCUCGACUGGGAGACACUCUACGUCUCGGGGCGCAUGCACAAGCCCGUCGCCAUGAUGCAGUCCGACGCGCGCGUGCGCCUCGCACAACAGGUCAACCUCACCUCUGCGCUGCGCGUGGCGCUGCUUCUGCUGCCAGAGCGCUUCACCGAGGUGGAGCUGUACACGCGCAUCGCCAGCCUGUCGUAUGUGGGAGACUUUCGCAUGCGAGUGCCCGGCGGCGAAAAUGCCGACAAGGUCAGAAACAUCGUCUUGGGCCAGCGAGAGCAGUUCAGAAGACUCUACGCUGGCCUGCUGAGGAGCUUGGGCACGGUGCAGAUUGUGGAGCGAAGGACGGAUCGGUAUGCCAUGACUCAAGACACAUCCAUCUCGACGCGCGCCUCGUACGCCGCCAAGCUGCCGCUACGUCUGCGUUCCAAGCUGCAAGCGCACUACACCUCCCAUCCCGGCUCCGACGCCGCGUUUCUCGCCCUGUCCCUCUCUUCGCGCUCCGACAAUGUCGCGCGUCGACCGGGCGCGCAGGCGGCCAAGCAGGAUCCGGAGGCGAUGGACAAGUUCUGGAAGGCGGCCGUGGCGCAGACGGACUUCGACAGUGUCCUGCUGGGCAAGAUCGCAGAGACGGUCAGAGGCCCGGCGUGGGGGCAGAGCAUUAAGGGCGUGUACACGGCCGGCCUGACGAGGACGCUCAAGUACGUGGGCGCCAAGAUUGGCAAGGAACGCAGCCAAAAGUCUGCCGAGUCGGCGAAGGAGAAGCAGUAG
Messenger RNA from Tilletiopsis washingtonensis, 1332 nucleotides. Its product is annotated as Mmp37-domain-containing protein. Gene Ontology annotation, biological process: cardiolipin biosynthetic process; CDP-diacylglycerol biosynthetic process. The record is from RefSeq and is a predicted model, not a curated record. Gene Ontology annotation, cellular component: mitochondrion. The transcript is spliced from 5 exons. Lineage: Eukaryota; Fungi; Basidiomycota; Exobasidiomycetes; Entylomatales. The coding region runs from base 1 to 1332 and encodes 443 amino acids. Gene Ontology annotation, molecular function: phosphatidate cytidylyltransferase activity.